AGGACCCUACAGGCUAGUGACACUCGCACCAGUGUUUACAGUGAAAGAUAAGUGUGGCAAGAAUAAUCAAACAUCAAACGAUUUAUGCCCGUCGCAUCUGUAUUUGGAAAAUGAUGAAGUCGACAGUUCUGUGACACAACUGAGACUGGAGCCGGUGUUGGCCCAGAACCCACGCGGGUGUGGCCCGGAUCCAGAAUAAGCUAUUAACCGAGACUGGCAGUUGGCACCAAUCAUUGCCUCUUGUGUUCAUCAUUUGAAUGGAGUCCUCACGGAGUCCCGGGGGUCUCUCCCGCGAGUACAAGCUGGUGAUGCUGGGAGAGGGAGGAGUCGGAAAGAGUGCUAUCAUCAUGCAGUUCAUCAGCCACAGGUUUCCAGAGGAUCACGACCCCACCAUAGAGGAUGCAUACAAAACUCAGAUACGCAUCGAUGAUGAGCCUGCCAACCUGGACAUCUUAGAUACAGCUGGACAGGCCGAGUUCACGGCGAUGCGGGACCAGUACAUGCGUGCAGGCGAGGGCUUCAUCAUCUCCUACUCCAUCACCGACCGGCGCAGCUUCCAGGAGGCGCGCCACUUCAAGCAGCUCAUUUACCGCGUGCGCCGCACCGUUGACACGCCUGUCGUGCUCGUCGGCAACAAGUCCGACCUGGCACACCUCCGACAGGUGUCGAUAGAGGAGGGCCGUGAGCUGGCGCGAGAGUUCCAGUGCCCGUUCUUCGAGACGUCGGCGGCUUUCCGCUACUACAUCGACGACGUGUUCCUGGCGCUGGUGCGUCAGAUCCGCCAGCGCGAGGCGGAGGUCGUGCGGGACGGCGAGCGGAAGACACGCCGCAGCCACUCCUUCUGGAGCCGUCUCAAGUCGCCCUUCCACAAGAAACAGCAGUCAGAGCACUGACUGACCCACCCACCCCCGCACGGCCUGAUGGGAUACCGUUGCCCUCCACACGGGGAUGGCUUUACCGUCAGUGUCCCCCAGGAUCUCCAUAGAAAUGCUUCCUUUGAGAGGAGGCCCGUGACUGUUACCUAAUGUAGUAUAGAAGUCCUUGUGAUAACACACUCCCAAUCAUUUCAUUCUUGAUUAGCUGUCAGCCUGUUCGACAGGCGUUAAUAUAAUGUGGCAGAUACGUGCCACAGUAGCUAUAGGCUGACGACAUACUGAUUUGAUAGUUAGUGAUGAUUUCAUUGAAUUGAAAUGGGUGUCAUUUCUUUGUGAAUUUCUUGACUAAGUCCUUUUGUUAGAAGCUGGUGGGACGAGACGAUGGGAGAUAAUGCUGUAACCUCACAUCUAACGGGGAUGUGUAAGUGCUGACUCUGAAGGAAUACACAGAAGGACAGACAGAGAUAGAGAAACAAUUUCUUUAAUGAUGAAGGAAGAAAAUAAAUAUGGAAGGCAAGAGAAAGUAAAGAGUAAGUGAAA
Messenger RNA from Alosa alosa (allis shad), 1415 nucleotides. RefSeq names its product Ras-like without CAAX 1 (gene rit1). Lineage: Eukaryota; Metazoa; Chordata; Actinopteri; Clupeiformes; Clupeidae. Gene Ontology annotation, biological process: Ras protein signal transduction. The record is from RefSeq and is a predicted model, not a curated record. The transcript is spliced from 7 exons. The coding region runs from base 258 to 893 and encodes 211 amino acids. Gene Ontology annotation, molecular function: GTPase activity; calmodulin binding; GTP binding. Gene Ontology annotation, cellular component: plasma membrane.